AGCGGCCUCUCAUGCAGGCAUUGGUUCUCUACUACUGUCAACAUUCUGCAAGAUGCAGACAUGGAAAUCCUGAUUUUACAGGUUGCAUUGUUAACCAGAGUCCUUCUAUUUACUUAUAGUUUGAGGGAUAUAAGCUAAAUGCUGCAAAUGUCUUUACCAUAAUAUUUUUUUUAUAUAUAGAAUUUGCAUGAAAUCUGUACAGGUUUUGUGUUGAACAAAGUGUGUUAAAUCAGAAUGGAUUUGUCAGGUCUGCUAAUUGUAUUUACCAAUUUGUUGUUAUUAGUUGAAAGUAAAAAAGAUAUAUAUCUCUAUUGUGCAGUUUGUAGGACUCUAGUAGAUGAAGUCAAGUGGAGUAUUAGUCAGGUAGAUCCUAAGAAAACAAUAGAAGUUGGCAGUUUCAGAGUUGAUACACAUGGAAAUCAAGCAAGAUCAGAGAUACCUUUUGCUGGAUCCCAUUCUCAUUUGAUAGAAGUAAUGGAGAGUAUAUGUGAUAAAAUGAGAGAUUAUGGUAAAACAAUAGAUAAUCUGAGUAGAAAUACUAUGAUGAGAAUAUAUGGUAGAGAAGGUCAAUCAUUGUCAAGAAAAAAUAUUAUUUCUGAUUCAUCUUUUACUCCUAAAAUACGACGAUAUUGUGAUACUAUAAUAGAAGAUUUUGAAGAGGAAAUUAUAAAAGUAUUUAAAGAUAAUAAUAUAGAAACUUUGGAGUUUGCUAUUUGUACAGAAAUUGUAGAUGUAUGUACAAGUGAGGAUUUAAAGGAACCUCUACCUGUAGCAGAAGAUGAGGAAGAAGUUUUAUCAAAAGAAGAAGAACUAGAUAAAGAAUUACAAAAGGAUGAUGAACAGAACUAUGAUCAAAAUGAUGUAGAUUUAUUAGAAAAAGAUAGAGAAGAGUUAUAAUCACUAAAUAUAUGUUUGAAGGAAUAUAGUCACCUAAUUAACUUCAGCUACCAUCAUCAUCUGUCAAUUUGACUUGUUUUUGCAUUUAAUUGCACAUAUAUUGGACUUUUAUUCGAAAACAUCAUAUGAAUUUCUAAACUUGACCUCUAUUAAAUUUUAAAUGG
Messenger RNA from Lottia gigantea (owl limpet), 1061 nucleotides. RefSeq lists its product as hypothetical. Bases 235 to 897 code for a protein of 220 amino acids. The transcript is spliced from 6 exons. Gene Ontology annotation, cellular component: endoplasmic reticulum. The record is from RefSeq and is a predicted model, not a curated record. NCBI's taxonomy places the organism in Eukaryota, Metazoa, Mollusca, Gastropoda, Lottiidae.